Messenger RNA from Knipowitschia caucasica, 3093 nucleotides. Lineage: Eukaryota; Metazoa; Chordata; Actinopteri; Gobiiformes; Gobiidae. The record is from the annotation of a GenBank genome assembly.
AUGAUCCACAGUUUGACGCAGAGGUCUGGGUCUCCAAUUGUCACCUGUACCAGGAGUGUUCCCGGCAGCAGCAGCAGCACCUCCAACCCACUGCUCAGGGCCAAGAGCUCCCAGCUUCACGACAGUAGAGAAAAUCUAAACGGAGCUAAUAAUGUUGAAGGAAAGACUCGCGCUUUAGGAUCCCCACGUCUAGGAAUUGCCAGUUUAACAAAGACCGCUGAAUACAGGCCCCCAUCGUCCCCGUCCCAGCGCUGUAAAGUGUACACUCAGAAAUGUGUGAUGCCGACAACUCCGCCUCUGUCCUCCAACACUCUGGCCCAGGACGGCCAGGCCACAGAGGCUCAAGCCUCAGACAACAGCUUGGCUGCAGACAGUGGCCGCUCCUCCACAGACUCAGUGUUGUCCAGAACUUCUCCUGUCGGCAUGAGUCCUCACGUGAAAGAGAGCGCUCCUUCUCUGUCGGCCAGUCUGGGCUCCGCAGAGACACUGUGUGAUGAUGAAGUGCCCCCAAUACCCUUGGACAUGCACCGAGAUGGAUCAAGUCCAACUGUUGAUAUUCAAAAUAAGGAUGAAGUGUUGCACACAGCUUGUGAGUCGUAUCCUGGUGUUACAGCAAACACAGCUUCAGAAGAGCAGACUCUUGGUCCAAGUAGCAUCGUCAGCUUCACCGGAGACGGUGCCUCUCUCACUGGAACAGUCUCUCAAGAGUUCAAUGGGGCUGUUCAGGAAUACCACGUUCCCUUCACUACGUCGGGGGUGACAGAAGUUGUAGCCAUGGCUGAGGUUGCUAUGGCAAAGUUGCGAGUAGAAGGGGAGGCAUUGGCCACGGUGAUGCCCAGUCGGGCUUCACCAAUGUCCUCGUGGAUGAGUGAUCUGAGUAUGUGCAGUGAGGCAGACCAGUCGCUCCACAGCUUCAGCCAGUCUCAAAGCCAACAGGGAGAGGCCAUGGCUGAAGCUGAUGUUGCUCUUGGACCAGACGAGAUGGGCCAGGCACAAAAUGGAAUCAAAGGCAGCCUAAUUAAAGAGCCCAUCAAAUGCAGCACACCACUCAGUGGUUCAAUGUCCAGUGAGAUGAGCUUUGAAGAUCCCUGGUUAAAACGUGGCUUUGAAGAGAGCUCGCCCAAUGAGCUGGUCUGUGAAGUGAAGCCUGAAAAGAGAGAUGCGGGACAUUCUCAAGUCAACCAAAGUCCAGAGGGCAAGAGUGAGGGGCAGACUUUAUGUAAAGAUGGUGAGCACCAGAACACGUUUGGAAAUGAAGUUGUGUUGUCUCCAGAGUCCAUUAAACGAGUGGUGGAUGGUUGUGAGAUUAUGGCGGUUGUUGCUCAGGGUGACGGCCUCACCACUGUCUACAAUCCAGAUAUUCACCAGACAGCCAGUCUACCACGGGGAUGGCACCGCAUCAACCGCUACGACGGCUUGGAUUACUCUGAGUACACAAAUCUCAAGCAAAUUUCCUCGACUCCAUGCAGUCCACGUGCAACUCUUGACAGGCGGGGAUCCAACGGAAAAGUUGGACUUUUUUCCCACAAAAAAGGCGGAAUCCCUCCCCUGCCACCAGUGAGAAAAUCCAGCCUGGAUCAGAGGAAUCGUGCCAUCAGUCCACUUCACCACCCUGUUCUCCAGGAAGAAUCCUGUUUAGCUGCAGGAGUCACAAGGCAACGUGGUGCUAGCAUCGACAGUUGCAAACUUUUCAGCGCAAAAUUGGAACAGCUCGCCAGCCGGACCAACUCUCUGGGGCGAACGGGCUCUCACAGCGGCGUGUACCAUUAUGACUGCUUCUCUCUGGAGCGACGGGAGAGUCUCAGGGCAGGAGCCAAAGGGGACAGCGCGAUGCCUCGAACAGGUCGCAGCCUCAUCCGCACUGGAUCUCUGUCCUCCUCAGGCACCACCAGCCCGAGUCUCACUCCCAGCCUGGGGCCCAGCAGUGCUCCACAGUCACCAGCUAAAACCAGCUGCCAAUCGAAAAUCUCUGCUGUCAGCAAGCUGCUAAUGACCAGCCCCAAAGGCCGGAGUCUGUCUACUUCAAGCACCAAAACUCUAAGUUUCUCCACAAAGUCUUUAAACCAAUCCAGCAGUCGGAGCUCCAGCCUUCCACCCAACGGAAAGUCUCCACCAGUCCCAGCACCUGUUCAGCAGCAGGCUCCUGUCCUUGGACCUUGGUCUACACAGUCUUUGAGCCGCAGUCGAGGAGGUCUGGCUGCCAAACUACCUCUCAGAGCGGUCAACGGCCGCAUCUCUGAGCUUCUUCAAGGAUCCAGCAAGAUCACAGCUCCCAGAAAAUCCCAUCGCUGCAGCAGUGGCCAUGCCAGUGACAACAGUAGUGUUCUGAGUGGAGAACUACCCCCAGCCAUGGGUAAAACGGCGCUGUUUUACCACAGCGGAGGCAGCAGUGGCUACGAGAGCAUGCUCCGGGACAGCAGUGAAAACACAGGGAGCACCUCUUCAGCUCAGGACUCUCUGAGCGACCACAGCACUGCCACCUCUUCGUCCCGGCGGAGCUCCAAGAGCAGCAAAAAGAGUCGCAGCAACACAGGUCUCCAGCGCCGGCGUCUCAUCCCUGCUCUCACCUUGGACUCUGCAUCUCUUUCACCGUCGCACCGCUCCUCCAAACAGGCCAUCACCUCCUCGUCCUCCUCCUCCUCCAGCCCAGGUGCAUGCUGGGUGGACGGCCCACUGGGACCACAGUCCUCUACUAACCACCGCGUCCCAUCAGCCACGACAGAAACCUUUGAGAUCAAGGUUUAUGAGAUCGACGAUGUGGAGCGGCUGCAGAAGAGGAGAAGAGGCAGCAAGGACUUGGUGUGUGUGAGUGCCAAGCUGAAAAAGCUUGAAAACAGGCAGCAGCGCAUCAGUGAGGUCAUCAGCAAGUAUCAGAGUCUGAAGAAGGAGCUGGAGCAGACCAAGCAGCACCUGAUGUUAGGGCCGCAGACCUGGACCACCGAGUUUGAGCUGCAGCAGGUCUAUGAGGCGGACUCUCUGGAGUAUCUACAAGCCCUGGAGAUCGUCACUGACCGACUGGAGACCAGAGUGAACUUCUGCAAAGCUCACCUCAUGAUGGUCACAUGCUUUGACGUGUCAUCCAAACACCGAUAG